Messenger RNA from Nicrophorus vespilloides, 5330 nucleotides. Its product is annotated as collagen alpha-1(XI) chain-like. The record is from RefSeq and is a predicted model, not a curated record. The transcript has 24 exons. Bases 85 to 5316 code for a protein of 1743 amino acids. Gene Ontology annotation, molecular function: extracellular matrix structural constituent. NCBI's taxonomy places the organism in Eukaryota, Metazoa, Arthropoda, Insecta, Coleoptera, Silphidae.
GCAUACACAAUAGUUAAGUGAUAUGUGAUUGCUUAUAAGAGAAAUACAGUAUAGAUACAUUCAAACGUUUAUAAAGUUCCUGAAAUGCGGCUCUGGAAGCCAACGGCAGUAUGGCUCAUUCCAUUCUUAAUAUGCAAUUUCCCGCAGGGCUCCGACGCACAGGAGCCGGAAAUCAUCGAUCUGGUGGAAGAGGCUGACCUGUUCAACGAACCACAAGGCAUCACCAAAUUUCCGGGUCGUUGUCUGACCCAUCUCGAAAAUGAUACAACGCUGAAUAACUUGACUAGAUCCGAUUGGGCCUACAAUUUCAACAAGCAAUCUCAGAUUAUGCUUAGCACGGCUUCGUACUUUCCCAAAGGCUUUCCUCAGAACUUUUCCAUCCUCAUGGUGGCAAGGACCAAACCUGGAGUUACAUCCAGCGCUUUGAUCGUCUACAACGAAGAUGGAGAUGAGCAAUUGCAAAUCACCAUUGGUAAAAACAUAUACUUCUACUAUGAAGAUGUUGAAGACGAAUCUGAAGAUGACGAUGUGCUUAUCACGUUUGGCGCUUCUAUUGACGAUGGAUUAUGGCAUCGCAUUGCGUUCAGCAUUAAAGGGAAUUCCAUUACGUUAAUUUUAGAUUGUAAAGAAAUUGUGACUAAACCUCUCAAUAGGUCACCCAGGUCACGGAUAAGCUCAUCGGGAAUUACCAGUAUUGGAUACGACCUUGAAAGCGAGAGUUUCUACAACGGAGAUCUGCAACUGCUGAAAAUCGCCUCGACCCCUGAUGAAUCGUACGAGCUGUGCACUAAACACGCUCUGGACUGCAGCGGAUACGUUUCUGGUUUUCAGGUGAACGAAGCUCUGGAAUUCGGAUCUUCCGGAAGCGUCGAUGAAGGCGAGCUAUUGAAUUCGCGCAUUAACUUUGUUUCGAGUUCAAGUUCACUUGGGGGUUCUUCAUUGGGAGUCGAUUUUAAAGUUAGUGGAGACGAGAUCGAGGCUGGUGAGGUUUUAGGCAGUGCAGAAGCAAGCGAUUUAAGCAAUGAAGAAGAUGGUCUUGCCUUCAGCGGUUCAGAGGAAAGUCUACUUGAACCAGACGAUGGCAAACUUGAGACCAGAAGUGAAAAUAAUUCAGUGUUGGUUACAGUUAACGAAAAUACAGGUAUUAUAAAAGAAAUUAAUGUAAAUGUAGUUAAUUCGACGCAUACGAAAAAUUCGACUGGAGAAGAUUCUCAGGAAGAAGAAACAUUAUAUACAUCUUAUUACAAUAGCGUAUUCAGAGGUCCUCCAGGCCCUCAAGGUUAUCCCGGACCACCUGGACUUCCGGGUCAGAUGGGUCCGAAGGGUGAAACGGGAAGAAGCGGUAUUGCAGGAUCUGGUGGAAUUGCCGGUCCUCCUGGCCACGUCUUCAUGAUACCUUUGAAUAAUCAAGGAAAUGAAAAAGGUCCGGAUGGUCAGGCUGAAAAUUUCAGGCAGAUGUUGUCCCAGCACAUGAUGGCUAUGCGCGGAAUAGAAGGACCUAUGGGAUUGACGGGAGUACCAGGACCUGAAGGUCCUCCAGGUCAGGAUGGACUGAAAGGCGAGCCUGGAGAUAUCGGAGAGCCUGGUCCGAGAGGUUUAAGAGGUCCUAUUGGUAACAGCGGAAGGGAAGGAAGGAGAGGUAGACCUGGCAGAGAUGGCGAACGUGGUGUUUCUGGUCCUCCUGGUGCUAAAGGAGAGCAAGGUUUAAUUGGUUUACCGGGUUUACCAGGAGAUAAAGGUGAAAGAGGAAACCAUGGUAUACCUGGAGAACAAGGAUUGCCGGGCCACGAAGGUUUACAGGGUGAAGAAGGUCCACAGGGAUUGCCAGGAAUGCCCGGAGAAAUAGGUCCAAGAGGCUUUAUGGGUCCUAGAGGUGUUCCCGGAUUGCAAGGAAAUCCUGGUAUUCCAGGCAAUGAGGGUCCGCAGGGUAUUAAAGGUAGCCCAGGUCCAGCAGGACAGCCGGGAGCUCCAGGUCAACCCGGACCGACGGGUCCAGUCGGUGCCCCAGGUCCUCAAGGUCUACUCGGACCGCCUGGUAUUAUGGGUCCCCAAGGAAAGUCCGGAAUACCGGGAUUACCAGGAUCAGACGGUCCUCCUGGUCUUAACGGAGCACCUGGUUUACCAGGAUUAAAGGGUGAUCAAGGUUUGCAAGGUCAGCAUGGUCAAAUAGGAUUCCCCGGUGCUCGCGGCGCCAAAGGUGAUGAAGGUAAAAGAGGACCUAUGGGCGAAAAAGGUGGUAAAGGUGAUCGUGGAAUGGAUGGAGAAAAAGGUGAAAUAGGCCUUAAAGGUGAUAUCGGUCCAAUGGGAAUGCAAGGCGCUAUGGGAAUUGAAGGCCCUGAAGGUCCUAAGGGAAUGGAUGGUCCGAGAGGCGAAACUGGUCCACCAGGUGUUCCUGGAGAAAAGGGUAAAACUGGAAUAUCCGGUUUUGCAGGAUAUCCCGGAAAUCCUGGUGAGAAGGGCGACAAAGGGGCAACUGGUAAGGCUGGUCCUCAAGGAGACAAAGGUGAAAGGGGUAACAAUGGUAUUGCUGGUGAGCGUGGAGAAAUCGGUCCACGUGGUUAUCGAGGAUCAAGAGGUAGAAGAGGAUUUGAUGGUAAAUCAGGUCCAAAAGGUGAUACAGGUCAACCAGGACCGCCAGGCCCUCAAGGAGAGCAUGGUCCACCUGGUCCGGAAGGAGCUCGAGGAUUUACCGGCAACACUGGUUCACCUGGUGCAAACGGAAAGGAUGGUGCGCCAGGUCCACCAGGCGAUAGAGGUCCAUCUGGCAAAAAUGGGCCACCAGGAACACCAGGUCCAGCAGGUGUUAUUGGUCCUCAAGGAUCGGUCGGAGAACCAGGUCCUGUGGGAGAAUCGGGUAUUCCAGGUAUUCCUGGAUUACCGGGAGAACCAGGACUUCCCGGAGAAGCGGGUAAAGAAGGUGCUGCAGGUUUAGCAGGACCCCCAGGAAAACCAGGUAUUCCAGGAAGCGUUGGAUUACCAGGUUUUCCAGGAGAAAGAGGAAUGACUGGAUUAUCAGGAGCACCUGGACUAAAAGGCGAUGUUGGACCAGUCGGUCCUCCAGGUUCUGCUGGAGAUAAAGGACAGCAAGGCGAGGCUGGGAAAGAUGGGUCUCCAGGACCUGAGGGACAAAAAGGAACGAUGGGUCCAACGGGAACGGUUGGAUCUAAAGGAGAUCGCGGCGAGCAAGGAUUGCCAGGACCUUCAGGAAGAGAUGGUAUCCCAGGUGCAAGAGGUUUACCUGGACCACCAGGACCUAUUGGUAGUCCAGGAGAGGACGGAGAUAAAGGUGAUGUCGGACCACCUGGUGAAAAGGGUUUCAAAGGAAGUAAAGGAGAAUUUGGACCACCUGGAAAUCCUGGAGCGCAAGGUAUUCGUGGAGAAUUGGGGCCAGUUGGUCCUCCCGGUGAAAAGGGACCACCAGGACAAAUGGGUAGACACGGAAGCAAAGGCGAAGAUGGGCAACAGGGAAUCGCUGGAAAUCCAGGAGCUCCAGGACCUCAAGGUCUUCCUGGCCCGCCGGGAAUUAAAGGCGAAGUAGGAGAUAUUGGAUUGAAGGGUCCUGUUGGUGCAGCCGGUGUACCAGGUGAACCAGGUGUUAGAGGAAUACCAGGAAAAGAAGGACCCCGCGGAGCUCCAGGAUCUGAGGGUCAGCAGGGAAGCAAAGGAGAUUCAGGACCACCGGGCGUUAUGGGAAUACCGGGGGAAAAUGGAAAAAUGGGUGAACGAGGUCCAGCAGGACAAAAGGGAGAUGAUGGAAAAGCGGGUGAACAAGGUUCUCCAGGACCUCGUGGAGGUGUAGGGCCAGAGGGACCGAAAGGUUCUCCAGGAACUCAAGGAUUUCCUGGACCACCGGGUGAACCUGGCCUUGUUGGAACUAAGGGAGAACCUGGAAAGCACGGUGACGAUGGACGUGCAGGAGAAAUUGGUAACCCUGGAUUACCGGGACCUAUAGGAAUGAUGGGACCUACAGGACCACCUGGAAAACCAGGACAAGAAGGACCAGCGGGUAUGCAAGGAAAUACAGGAUUGCCUGGCGACAAAGGAGAGAUAGGUUUACCAGGUCCUCCGGGAUCUCAAGGAAAUCCAGGACCACAAGGAAUGCCCGGUCCGAUCGGUUUGCAAGGUCUUCGCGGAUCUUCAGGACCAGCUGGAGAAGCCGGUCCACCUGGCGGUACAGGUCCAGCGGGAGCUAACGGAAAAACAGGAGAUGCAGGACCGAGAGGAUCCAAAGGUGAUCGAGGUCGAAGAGGCAUGAAAGGUCAUAGGGGAGAAAUAGGUUUAACGGGAAUGAAGGGAGACAUGGGUGAGAGGGGUCUAAAGGGUGAGCAGGGUGUAAUGGGACCUGUGGGUGAGAAGGGUAACACCGGCCCAGUAGGUAUGACCGGUAUGAAGGGAUCAGAUGGACCUAUGGGUCCCCAUGGUUUGGAAGGACCUAUCGGAUUGAAAGGAACCGAAGGUCCCACCGGUGUUAAAGGUGAAUCUGGACCAUUGGGUCCACCGGGACCACCAGGCGCUCCUGCUGAAAUGCCACUACUUCCACCCGAGAUUCUCUUCCGACACGAAUCAUCAAGGAAACGAAGAAGUCUUGAAGACAUCGAAUCAAGCAUGGAAGACUUGAAGGAUGAAAACUUCAAGUAUAUGGAUAUGUAUAGUGUUAUAUACUCGAUGAGGCAAGAUCUUGAAAGGACACGUAAACCGGUGGGAACAAGGGAAAAUCCGGCGCGUUCUUGCAGAGAUCUUUACAUCGGUUAUCCACAGUUUCUUAAUGGAUGGUACUGGAUUGAUCCUAAUUUGGGAAUGAUUGAUGAUGCAAUUUACGUGUACUGUAACAUGACGACGGAGGGUCACACUUGUAUUUUCCCAGACAUUCACAGCUCGAGCAUGCCAAAUAUUCCAUGGAGGAAAGACAGUGAGAAGAAUGAUUGGUACUCCAAUCUUCGAGGUGGAUUCAAGAUUACCUACGAAUCCAUUGGAACCGUGCAAAUGACUUUCCUGCGUUUAUUAUCCCAGAACGCCUACCAGAACUUCACUUAUACCUGCAUGAACAGCGCCGCUUGGUACAACAGUCAACUAUCCAAUUUCGAUAUGUCCAUUAAAUUGUUGGGAAGCAACGAGCAAGUAUAUUCCGCAUCGGGACCAUCAAAACCAAUGAUCGUAAGCGAUGGAUGCAAAACUCGUAAAGCCAAAAGCGAAACAGUUUUCGAAGUGAGAACAUCAAAAUUGAAUCAUUUGCCUUUGGUCGACUUCUAUCCAACGGAUUACGGAUCACCAAAUCAAGCGUUCGGGUUCCAAGUGGGACCGGUUUGUUUCUUGUAAAUGAAUGAACAAUA